ACUAUUUCUAGAUUGUGAUUUUUAUGGAGUUCCUUUUUGUUAAGAUGAAUAUGAUACAUAUGGAACAGUUAGAUUGAUGAUAAAUUAUUAUGAUAGUUAUUGUGGAAUUACUAAUAAUGAAUAAGAUUUUAUUUUACCUAUUUUAUAAAUGGGUUAGGAUAAAUAUAUAGAUAUGUAGAGAUAUUAAAUGGACAAAAUAUAAGAAAAAAUUUAAUUAAAAAAUUGAAAAAAAAUAUUUGUAAAACACCAAUAUUAUUUUAAAUUAUAAAACUAAGAAUAAAAGCUAUAAUAAGAAUAUGAGUAAAAGGAAAUAAAGUUUUUCUUAAGAUAAAGAAUCAAAGAAAAACUCUGAAGAAAUAAAAGUUUUAGAAGAGUUUAUUGAAAUAAAUGUAAAGUAAGAAGAAGAAUAAUUUGAGGAGAAAAUCAGCAAAAAAUUAAAAAUAGAAAAUUAGGAUGAAUAAGAAAUUAAGGAGCAUAAAUAAUCCUAACAAAUUUAAAUAAGAUAGUAAUAAUAAUUACAAAUAUUAUAACCUAGAGUUCAAUCUCAGAUGGGAUUCCAAAUUGAUGAUAAAACAAUUUAAUUUCUGAUAAUUAAAUUAAUAACUUGUUUCAACAAAUCCGCGAAUGAAAAAUAAAAAAUCGAAGGUUAUACAAGUUUAUAUAAUUACUUUUAUGCUAAGUAUGAAAGUUUAUUUUCAAUAUAUUUUGGAAAUAACGAAGAAAAGUUUUACAAUAUUGCCAAUUCGAUUAAAAAAUUAUAAGACAACAAUAUCAUGGAAGUCUAUGAAUAAUUUGAUGAAAUUUUUAAUUCAAAAAUAAAGAAUAUCUAUGAUAAUAAUGAAAGCUUAAAUAACAGUUAAAUCCAAUUUGAUAUGGAAUUAUUUGAAAGGAUAUAUGAAUAAAUAAUUUCUUAAUGUCCUUUUCAUUGCCUCUAAUAAAAUAGUUGGCAAUAUGAAAAUAUUUCAAACUCUGAAUAAGCAAAAAAAGCUUCUGAUAAAUUUAUAGGAAUUGUCAAUAGCAAAUUAGAGCAUUUUGCUAAUUUUAUAAUUUUCGAAAAAAAUAAUAUCGAAUAGUAAGUUUGCAGUAAAGAUAAAAUAGAUGUUAUCUAUUUUAAUAAAGAUAUCAUGCCUAAGCCAUAAUAUAUAACAGAGAAUUAUAACGUAUUUAUAACAAGAACAAAUUUCUCUUUAAUUGAAUAGCUUAAAAAUAAUUUAAAGUUAAGACAAAUUUCUCUAUAUUUCCAUAGAGAAAAUAUACAAAAAAUAAUAAGUGACAAAUAAAAACUUAUAGGAAAAAGUUUAUAUGCAUAGUUUGUAUUUUAUUUUUAAAUGGCAAUAUUAAAGAAAUUAUUUGUUAAGUGCGAUUUCUAUGGCGUUCCUCUAACAGAUAAUGAAUUGCUUUAAAAAAAUUAUAUUUAGAGUAUAAAAAAUAUACACUAAUUAUAUACUAAAAUCUGGAGCUGUUAUUUAAAGGAUAUGCCUUAUCCUUAAAAUAAAGAAAUAACUCCCGAAGAAUACAAAUUUGCAUAAAAUUUCUUUUUAGCAAACAUUUAAGCUCAAUUGAACUUAGAGCUUUUCAAAUGAACAAGAUUAAUUCUUCUAAUAUAAUUUUAACACAAUUUUACUUGUAAUAAUGAAAAAUGAAUAC
Molecule: messenger RNA, 1647 nt
Organism: Tetrahymena thermophila SB210
Lineage: Eukaryota; Ciliophora; Oligohymenophorea; Hymenostomatida; Tetrahymenidae
Exons: 1
Source: RefSeq, a predicted model, not a curated record